UUUCAGCUCUCAUGACCCACACGUCAUGUUCUCCUGAGAGCCGGCAGAAAAGCAGGCAGCGGAUUCUGGAAUGAACUCUGUGCUGUGAAUAAGGAAGUCCUGGAUGUUUACCGUCAGGAGCUUUAAAGGCAGGGAGAGCAGCUGAGGGUCACAGUGAAGCUGUGAACAUGAAGCUGCUGCUGGGUUUGUGUUCGGCUCUGCUGCUGGUUCUGGUUCUGACUGGAAGAUGCUCGGCACAGACGCCGCAUCGAUGCCGAACGCCAGCGCUGCUGUCCGGCAGUAUGAGCGUGAGCGCUCGAGAAGGGCAGGACUGGGCAAUUGCUAAAUAUCGUUAUGAUGCUAUCGGCCAGCGCAUCAGGUUAUGGGAGUUUGGUCAAGUUGACAGCAAGUCAUUCCACGCAAAUAUGCUGUUCCUGUUUAGAAAGGCUGUGGUUUACACCAUCGACUACAGGAACCGGACGUGUCAGAAGAAUCCUCUCCACACCGCCUUCCACCCCUCACACAUCCCCCAUAAUGCCUCGCUGCUGUCGCAGGUGAUUCUGGGAGGGUCGUCUGCACCAGGUGAAGGUCUGCUGGUCAACACCUGGACGGGAGACGUCCCUGAGACUGGAGGUAAAUAUCUGGCCACAGUCACAGAGUUCGGAUGCAUCCCGGUGUCGACGCUUUACUACACGGAGAAGUCUGGAUGGGUCGUUACAACCUAUUUUAAUGCCGUGAAGGGGAUCGAGGACCCGGAGCAGUUCUUUCCUCCUCCAUUCUGCACUGAUGCAGACACUGAAGAGGAAGAACUCGAUUUCUUCAGCGCCUUUUUCUGAGACAUCGGUUUAACGCACCGUUACACUCAUUUUAUGAUGAUUUUAACCACUCUGAACCAAUGAUCGUUUUCAGAAUGCUUUUGUUAACGGUUUCGUUUUAAAUGCUGUUGCUGGUCUUUGUCAUUUGUGCACUUAAUGCAUAUACGAUUAAAAGCACUUUUAUCAUUUACAAAAUGGAAAAUAAAGUUUUUUUCUCAAACACUAAA
This is a messenger RNA of Cyprinus carpio (common carp), 1021 nucleotides long. RefSeq names its product ependymin-like 1 (gene epdl1). The record is from RefSeq and is a predicted model, not a curated record. NCBI's taxonomy places the organism in Eukaryota, Metazoa, Chordata, Actinopteri, Cypriniformes, Cyprinidae. Gene Ontology annotation, biological process: cell-matrix adhesion. Gene Ontology annotation, molecular function: calcium ion binding. Gene Ontology annotation, cellular component: extracellular region; lysosome.